This is a messenger RNA of Brassica rapa (field mustard), 2580 nucleotides long. RefSeq names its product transcription factor bHLH10. Gene Ontology annotation, biological process: anther wall tapetum development; regulation of DNA-templated transcription. The record is from RefSeq and is a predicted model, not a curated record. NCBI's taxonomy places the organism in Eukaryota, Viridiplantae, Streptophyta, Magnoliopsida, Brassicales, Brassicaceae. Gene Ontology annotation, molecular function: protein dimerization activity.
GUCCGUAUAUUUGAAACACAGUGUGAGACUUGUUUCUGAAAUUUCCUUCUUCUCCUGAAGUUGCGAAGACAUCCAGAAGAACUAAUCCUUGCAAGGUGUUCAAGAAUCAUCUUGACUCCUCCUUCAAACCAUCUUCAUGGAAGAAGAAAGAGGAAGCAUUUACGAGGAGAUGCCUUGUUUCGAUCCCAACACUCCGGCAUCAGUUACGGCGGAGAGCAGCUUCUCUCAAGUCCAACCACCGCAAAUUCUGGUAGCCGGAAGCACAAGCAACAGCAACUGCAGUCUUGAUGUGGAAGAGUUCCAUCUCAGCCCACAAGACUCUUCCACACCAUUUCAGUUUCACAUCAACCCUCUUCCUCCUCCUCCUUGUGAGAACCAAUACAAUCUGAUUCACCAGAUGUCUCAUAAUCAACAACAACACUCUAACUGGGACAAUGGUUAUCAAGAUUUCAACAACAUGUGUCCUAACUCCACAACAACUCCUGACUUGCUUAGUCUCUUACACUUGCCUAGAUGCUCACUCCCUCUUCCUAACUCAUCGAUCUCCUUCUCAGACAUCAUGUCUUCUUCCUCUGCUGCUGCUGUCAUGUACGACCCUCUCUUCCAUCUCAACUUCCCUCUACAGCCUCGAGACAACAACCCGCUACCAAACGGUUCUUGUCUACUAGGAGUUGAAGAACAGAUUCAGAUGGAUGCUAAUGGAGGAGGGAUCAACAUGAUGUAUUACGAACCAGGAAACAACAACAAUGGUGGUUUUGAGAGUGGAGCUUUUGAGUUUGGUAAUGGUGGUAAUAACCGUAGAGGAAGAGGUUCAGGAAAGUCAAGAACUUUCCCUACAGAACGUGAGAGAAGAGUUCACUUCAAUGAUCGCUUCUUCGACCUCAAGAACCUCAUUCCAAAUCCCACAAAGAGUGAUAGAGCAUCAAUCGUUGGAGAGGCAAUAGAUUACAUCAAAGAGCUGUUAAGGACAAUAGAGGAGUUUAAGAUGCUUGUGGAGAAGAAAAAGUUUGGGAAGUUUAGGAGCAAGAAGAAAGCUAAAACUGGUGGAGAAGAAGACUUAGAAGUAGAACAAGAAGAAGACAAUGUGAGUUACAGACCACAGAGCGAAGUAGACCAAUCUUGUUUCAACAAGAAGAACAACAACAAGUCACUGAGAUGUUCUUGGCUGAAGAGGAAGUCGAAAGUCACUGAGGUUGAUGUACGCAUCAUAGAUGAUGAAGUGACCAUCAAGGUUGUUCAGAAGAAGAAGAUUAACUGUUUGUUGUUCACAACUAAAGUUCUUGAUCAGCUUAAGCUAGAUCUUCACCAUGUUGCAGGAGGACAGAUUGAUUUGUGAAGGAUCUUGUGUGUAUGCGAGUGGAAUUGCAGACACAGUGAUGGAAGUUGUGGAGAAACAGUACAUGGAAGCGGUUCCUACCAACGGCUACUGAGAGACAGACAGUGGUGUCUGAUUGCUUUUUAAUCACUGUGUUUACUUACAUCCUAAUGACUGAUUAGGUUUUAAUCACUUUGGUAGUUUUCCAGUUAUUUUAGCUUUUUAUCUUGAUUUUGUCUAACUCUAAUAUCUUUCUAGCUUUAUGGAUUUCGUUUUUUCACCAUUUAAUCUGUCUUGAGUUUAUUUGGUAUAAUAUUGAAACUCUUAAGCCUGGAAAAUUGCACAACUAAAACUCAAAUGAAACUGAAUUAUGUUCAAACAUGAGGCUUCUAACUUUUCAAAACCGCAGUUUAAACCAACAUCUUUAGUAAACUUGAGAAAUAAACAUUGUGAUCGUUUGUUGAUUAGUUAGCUUAUUAACAUAAUCUUCAAAACUUGAGAAAAAAGUUGGAUGAUGUAUCUCAAAUUUGGUAAUAAGUUUCUUUAGGAGUAAAGUUGUGUAUUGGGCUUUUGUAUCUUGUAAGUUGCAACUCAUAAACUCAGACUGGACCGGUGAACCAAGAUGUUUGGAUUGCAGUUCAACUUCAUCGGACCGAGUCAAACCGGAUUCACUUAUUUGAAAUUUUUGAGGUAUAAUUAUAUACCUACUAUCAGUUGGUCUUUCUUUAAUAUUUUGGAUAUGCUUUUGUUCCUAAAGCUCUCUUGUCAAUUUCUUGUUGUCUAUUACUCUUUUGGACUAUUCUCUAUUUCGAACAGGCUCACAUAAAAUAUACAUAUAUAUAACUGUAUCAUUUAAAUAUGGUUUGCUAAUAAAACUAUUUUAAUAACUUUCCGACAAAAAAAACUAUUGAUAAACAUAUCACCUGACAUAAAUGCUUUUAGCAGCGAAUUCUCAUUUUGGGUAAAUCAUUAAGCUAAAAAGCAAAAAUGAUCUAAUAUCAAAUACUUCAGUAAAACCAUACUUAGUAUAGAUCCAAAUUUUCAUUUAUAUUCAAACUAUUUAGUUAUUCGAAGUGUUACUUAAAAAGGGUAUAAUCUUUAGACAGAAGCAAACAAUCCCACCAUUUUGUGUUAUCCCUAUCUCUUAGUUUUGAUUUUAGAAAAAAAGUUAUUUAAUAAAAAGUCUGUACAGACGUUAAGUACUGUACAGACGUUAAGUUCAAAAAAAAAGAAGGUACUGUACAGACGUCUUUUUUUUUUUUUUU